AUGAGUGUGAGAAUUUACCUGUGGCAGAGCCCGGGCCCGGGCCCUGGGGAGGAGCCGCUGGGCCGCGCGCAGCUGUCCCGCGCACAGCUGUCCCCGCCGGGCGACGCGCCGGCCGAGGGCCUGAGCCCCGGUCUGCGGCCUAACGGGCAGACCAAGCCGCUGCCCGCGCUCAAGCUGGCCCUCGAGUACAUCGUGCCCUGCAUGAACAAGCACGGCAUCUGCGUGGUGGACGACUUCCUAGGCAAGGACACCGGCCAGCAGAUCGGCGACGAGGUGCGCGCGCUGCACGACACCGGCAAGUUCACGGACGGCCAGCUGGUCAGCCAGAAGAGCGAUUCGUCCAAGGACAUCCGCGGCGACCAGAUAACCUGGAUCGAGGGCAAGGAGCCGGGCUGCGAGACCAUCGGGCUGCUCAUGAGCAGCAUGGACGACCUGAUCCGCCACUGCAACGGGAAGCUGGGCAACUACAAGAUCAACGGCCGGACCAAAGCCAUGGUGGCUUGUUAUCCUGGCAAUGGAACGGGUUAUGUGCGCCAUGUUGAUAAUCCAAACGGAGAUGGAAGAUGUGUGACAUGUAUAUAUUAUCUAAAUAAAGACUGGGAUGCCAAGGUAAGUGGAGGCAUACUGCGAAUUUUUCCAGAAGGCAAAGCCCAGUUUGCUGACAUUGAACCCAAAUUUGAUAGACUGUUGUUUUUCUGGUCUGACCGUCGCAACCCUCAUGAAGUACAACCAGCAUAUGCUACAAGGUACGCAAUAACCGUCUGGUAUUUUGAUGCGGAUGAGCGAGCGCGGGCGAAAGUCAAGUAUCUCACAGGUGAAAAAGGUGUGAGGGUUGAACUUAAUAAACCUUCUGAUUCAAUCAGUAAAUACGUUUUAUAGAGCCUUUGAUCCAGCAGUACCCUACUUCACCUACAAUAAUUGUUGACGCUGUUUGUUGAUUUGUGAAUACAAAGAAAUGGAAUAAAGAAUACCAGACAACCAGAUGGCGUUUUAAUGAGGAAAAAGAAGCCGCCUUUAUGUUGCAUCAAACUGAAGCAUUUGAGGCUGUGUCCUGCUUCACUCCAGAACUCUGCCUGCGUGUGGGAAGUUUGUCAGCUGUCGACUGCAAAUGGAAUUUACAUCUGGACCUGGAAUAAGUGCCCUGUGUAUAAUUUUUCAUUCUUAUAUUUUGCCAGAUCUGACAUCUAGCUCAAUCCAUUUCAUCUCUUCCCUUUUUUAUAUAAUCAAGUUUGAAUUUUGGGUAAUUUUUGUAUGAUCAGGUACAAUUUUCAAAAAUGAAUUUUAAAAAUUGCAGUAUUAUUCCCCAAAAUAGCAUUGAUCUAUUUUUGUAAACUUCAUCAUAUUGUUAAAGUUUUGCC
Molecule: messenger RNA, 1358 nt
Organism: Elephantulus edwardii (Cape elephant shrew)
Lineage: Eukaryota; Metazoa; Chordata; Mammalia; Macroscelidea; Macroscelididae
Gene: EGLN1
Product: egl-9 family hypoxia-inducible factor 1
Exons: 6
Coding region: 1-879 (292 amino acids)
Biological process (GO): cellular response to hypoxia; peptidyl-proline hydroxylation to 4-hydroxy-L-proline
Cellular component (GO): nucleus; cytoplasm
Molecular function (GO): peptidyl-proline 4-dioxygenase activity; L-ascorbic acid binding; ferrous iron binding
Source: RefSeq, a predicted model, not a curated record